UGUCGACUAGUGUGGCAGUUACAGCUUCCUAGCUCAUUUUUUUCUGGGUAAGGCUCAAUACUUACCAGCAUCCCCUAGUAUAUAUCCUUGUAGCUUUCUGUUUCCAGUACAGGUUGCCAAUUAUGACUUCUUUUCAAUCACUAUCUGUUCACCAACAGCUCCAUUAGUUUGCCAUGUUGUACUUGUCAAAAGCUUUUGUGUAGUUAGUAAAGCAAUAUACAUAUCCUUGUUUACAUGUAUGCAGAGCCAUGACUUCCUUAGAUCCAAUCUUCUGACUGCGGAUUUUACAUUUCCUGCUUCUGGUUCACACCUUGUAAAUUCUGUCAUGAAUCAUUAAAAAGAAACCUUAAGCAAAUAGCUCAUUAAGAUUAUCAUUUGAAGAAAAAGUAUGAAGACAUUCUAUUAACACAUGCUUCUGUGAAUACAUAAAGUCCAGGAACUUCUCUGGGCUGUUUUGUUUUGUUUUUGUUAGCCACACUGUAUUUCAGAUUUCUAUAUAUCUGGUCCAGUAUCAAUACCUGGUACAAUAAGAUGUCUUGACCUGUUGUCUCCAAAACAUUUCUAUGACCUCACUUAACACGUGAUUUUACCUUUGAGGUCAAGAAUGGGAGAAUCCGUACUUUCCAUCAAUAUUGAGCAUUGUUUUGUAUUUUCAAAUAUCCCUACUACUUAAUAUUUUAAUGCAUGUUAAAGGAGUUAUGGGCCUUUUGUGGAUUUUCUCUUUCAGUACUGGAUUUCAAUCACCACUUUUCUUCAGCUUCCCUAAUCUAGUCUAGGCUCACAAAGUACAGCACGGUGUUUACACAGUGGCCGACUAGAUGCCCAUGGGAAGUUCAUAAACAGGACAUAAAUCAAAUAAUUACAAUUGUACACCACUGUUUGUCACUGUAUACAUUAGUGCACUCACCAAUACUGAUGUGUAAAUACACAUGGGCAGUGGAAGGCCAUUUAAAGGUGACACUUCCAAUGUAUCUUAUUCAAUAAGGUGAUAAAAGGUAGUAGUAACAUAAUGUGCAUAGAAACAAAGUAAGCUUGUCUUCUGUAUUAUACUGUGAAGUGAUGGAGAUAAUCUUGAUGCUCUGUCUUGAUGAUUCUGUCUUUACGCUACAAUUUAAAAGGCCAUUUUGGUAAGGUAAGCACAAAUCGCUUUUUGUGUUUUCCCAUAUGCAAAAAAAGCAUUAGUUCCGAUGCCUAAAAUGAAGCACGCUCGCAGCAAGAGGAAAAGCAGAGAGUCCACUUUAAAGUGCAGUGUUUCCUGUUAGCAUAUGUGAGACUUGCCGCCUCUUCCGUAUUACUGCCGCUUUGUAACCUCGAGAAGUGAGCUCCUAGAUUCUGCUGAGAGGGAGCUUAAUUUGCAAAAAAGGAGGGGCCCAAUCUGUUUAGCGGGCGAGAAAGGCAUUCGGGACCUGAUGCGCAACACCUCAGGGCUGGAUUAACGGGCAGUCCCGGCAACAGGUUGCCUUCUUACAAACAACAGGCUGGACCUGUGCGGGGAAUUGGCUUGAGGCUGCCCGACUCUUGCUGCUGACGAGGUUCCCUCAGCCCUGCCGCCUCCUCCUCCAGUUUCCAUUUUGCCCUCGGAAGCGACAAGCGGCGCUUUUGCUUCCCUUCCGUGAAAGAAGGGACCCGGGAAAUCCCGUCGCCGCCACCGCGGGGAGCCGCGCCUCCUCCUCCUGUUGCUGCCGAGGCCAAGCAUUUGCACCGGCAUCGCCCACCUGUUUGGGGAACUGAGGCGGGGCCGCCUUUUCCUUUCGUUUUCUUGCAGGACGCGUCGCUGCUCCUCCGUUCUGCUCCUUCGAGGCCAUGGAGAACGGCGACCAGGUCUACGUCGGAACCACCGUGCCCGCGGGGGCGACGCCGGGCAAGGGCCCCUUCUGGAGAAGUUGCUCCAUCGGCCACUUGGGCCUUCUGCGAUUGUCGCUCAAGGUUUCGCAACUGGUACUGUCUUUCCUUGCAUUUGUGCUUGAAGAAGUUGUGAGUCAAUGCACCCGCUGCAGUGGGCUUUAUUUCUUUGAGUUUGUCAGCUGCAGUGCCUUCCUCUUAUGCAUCCCGAUUCUUUUCAUCUGCUGCACUUCUUUUUAUGAAAGGAUAGGAAAGGAGAAAGUAAACAAACUGGAUACGUGGAUCUUAAUAUCAGUGGGAGCCUUUUUCCUCCUAGCUUCAAUUGUGUUUUCUGCAACCAGUGACAAGACAUCAGUUGAAACUGCUGCUUUUGUAUUUGGAUAUUUUGCAAGUUUUGCAUUUCUUCUGGAUGCUGGUCUACUGGUUUAUAAACUGUGUAAAGCCAAAGAAGAGAGGCAACCAGAAAAUACAGGCAACGCACUGAAUGCCAUAGAGAAUCAGCCUCUGAAUAACCAGCAAGCCUAAGCUAUGAAGCACAGCAGUUUCUUCUGAUCAGACAUUCAGUGAAGCCAAAAAGAUUCUGCCUUCCUAAAAUGUCCAGAUCGUUACAUUUUACUUGUUUCGUAUUCACCAUCCUAGAGCUUAAUCUUUGCACAGCACCUGUAUAUGUACAGUUCUGAAUUGUGAUCUCACCAACCCAGCCCCAAAACAACACCAGAUGUGCAUAGUUGUGUACAUUUACUGCACACCAUUAAUUAAUAAUAAUAAUUGGGGGAGGAUUUCUAGGACAUUCACAUUUUCUCUGCAACCUACAUUUAAACCCAUAA
Molecule: messenger RNA, 2669 nt
Organism: Pogona vitticeps (central bearded dragon)
Lineage: Eukaryota; Metazoa; Chordata; Lepidosauria; Squamata; Agamidae
Gene: CMTM6
Product: CKLF like MARVEL transmembrane domain containing 6
Cellular component (GO): membrane
Source: RefSeq, a predicted model, not a curated record